This is a messenger RNA of Darwinula stevensoni, 1143 nucleotides long. The record is from the annotation of a GenBank genome assembly. NCBI's taxonomy places the organism in Eukaryota, Metazoa, Arthropoda, Ostracoda, Podocopida, Darwinulidae.
CUUCUGGCUUCGGUGGUGGUGAACACGUCAACAAUAAGCCUUGCAUUCCAAAGUUCGUGCUGUUAUACUCGUACGUGUAUAUGCCACUGUAGUGCCAGGCGGAAUUCUCGCUGCUAGUGAAGCUAUAUACUCGAAAUGGGAAAUAUCGACUCGUUACCUGUAGUGUCUCAAGUGAAAUCAACAGUGCAGCUUGUCUGCGGAGACACUGAAGGUGCUGCCAGGACUGCAGAAAAGUUUCUGCGGGAAUGCCCUGUUGUUUCACAAGUAACUUCAACGGUACAGUUGAUAGCCGGUGACGUUGAUGGAGCAAUAGAAACCCAGAAAAGAUGUGGACAGGGGCUACUGAAUGUGGCAGACGGGAUCCCCGUAGUUGGUCAUGUGAAGGGAUUAGUGCAUUACGCUGUUGGAGACACCGAAGGUGGCACUAAAGCAAUGAAGACUGCAACGAGAAGCACUGCUGUUAUCGGUGGUGGUAUUGGAGGAUUUGUCGUCGAUGGUCCUGUAGGAGCUGCCGGAAUUGGUGCAGGCGCUGCAAUGGAUACUACAACCACUGCUGUUGAAAGUGCCAUUCGAGGUGAAUAUUGUCCAAGUGGCUAUCUCGGGGCUUUUGCCAACGCUGUCAAAAAUCCGAAUCCUGGUGGCAUAUUCGAUUUGGCAGUCAUGCCAGUGUUCGAUGGACUGGCUGGUUACAGUGCCGGACAAGCGUGCAACAGGAUUACCACCGCUGCUGCUAGGAAAGUCAACAACGUCGCAAUGAGUGAAGCGCUGCAAAAGAAUGGUAUCAACGCGUUUGAAGCUGGUAAGGCGAUGGAAGCGCAGGCAUGGGUCAAAUGGGAGCAGCUUGAAGCACAAGCUGGAAAAAUACCAGAUUGUCAAUACAUCCAGCAAGCUCAACAGAUGUUCAACCAAGCAAAGGUGUUGCAGGGUGAAGCGCUGGUGCAACCAUUGAAGGGACCUCCCAAGCAAAUCAAUGUGCCAGUUUUUUCCCCUUGCAAUGUCGCACAACAUGACAGAGACGAUGACGAAGAAGAUGAGCAUAACAAGAAAGAAGUGAUGAUCAAAGUUUUCAAUGUGAAUGCACACAGUAUCAAUCCUGCAAAUGAAGGAAAGAUAGCUUACCUCAGAUUUUUAUUCGAUUACUUG